AUGGCAUCAUACCUAAAGUCUAUAUUGAGAGUCCCUGUACGUAGAUUUGCUUCCACAGACAACGCAACAACAAGCAACGUUUCUCGAAACUUGUUGCAAAGAAGUCCGUCAGCCAUCUCAAAGAGAAUAGUCGCGACACAGUUUCUAUUGUCACGAUGGGGCAUAGAAAGUGUCCAUAGAGUCAACGCAGAUCCGAGGGUUGUCGAAAGUCAUAACAUUGUGAAAGCCAGUAUUGAAGUUUCAGGCAUCUCGAGUUACUUUACGGACGCUGAAAAGCCCUUUAUUGAUGCAAAACUGGGCGCUUGGAAUGAUGAUGACAUUCAUCAGGUUGGAAAGCGAUGGGAAUCGCUAGGCAUGCUCCUAUGGACAUCCUUAAUCAUCCCAGAGCUGCCGACUCCUUACACACAAUUUACACACGAGAGCCUCUUCAAAGCUUCCUCGUUAAUACCAGCAUUGCCAUCCACUGUGACGGAUUUUGUCGAGUAUUUCACAAAUGGAGCCGGUGCUGGAUCAGAUCACUUUCGAGCCGAUCAGGAUCUGAAGGAGGCCAUUGACGUUGCUGAGGCUUGGUAUUGGCGUAGCCAGAUGGAACAAAUAUCUGACUUGAAACGAGCCAUUGAAGCUGAUGAAACAAACCAAAUGCAAAUAACCAUUCCAGCUGCUCUUCGGAAACUUGUUGCUGACUCUGAUGUCGCCAUCCGACAAGCUUCAAUAUCAGCUUACAAUAAGCUGCUCAUAAAGGACUUGAUAGAUCACGACUUUGGUGUGGAUGGUCAACCCUACGCAUCGCUUGAACCGGAUCGGAAGCACCAAUUAGCAGAUAUAGCUGAAGCUAGAUUGACUACUCUGACUUGGCUUGCUGACAACACUAGAGAAUGGGAUUAUAAAGAGGUCAAAUACUUUAACCCAUUAAACUCCAUAUUCAAUGUCUAA
Molecule: messenger RNA, 933 nt
Organism: Synchytrium microbalum
Lineage: Eukaryota; Fungi; Chytridiomycota; Chytridiomycetes; Synchytriales; Synchytriaceae
Exons: 5
Coding region: 1-933 (310 amino acids)
Source: RefSeq, a predicted model, not a curated record